AUUUGGUGACGGUGCUUUUCACCUCUCGAUGCCCGAAAUCGGGUCUAAGCUGAGUUUGAUCAAAUAUGUGACUCCAACAUCGCCCCCUUCGGCAAACCCCGUCGACACGUGUGUCAUCCUUCCAUUGCAAGCGAUCACUCGCAGGGCGUGACGAUGAACGAGAUUUUUGCCCGGACCGAUUCGCGGAUAUAGCGGCAGCCGACCAGCCCUACCACACUGAUGGCCGUGUCACUAGUGUAUGCUCCCAGAACCGCAAGCAUACACUGGGCAAUGCUUGGCCGUCCGCGCUCUGAUAACCACAUAAAAGUCUCUUCAGUCAACAGCUCAAAGCUCCCUCAUCCCUCCAGAAAUCAAAAUGACUAUCAAGGUCGGCAUCAACGGUUUCGGCCGUAUCGGCCGUAUCGUCUUCCGCAACUCCAUCGAGCACUCGGAUGUCGAGAUCGUUGCCGUCAACGACCCCUUCAUUGAGCCCAAGUACGCUGAGUACAUGCUCAAGUAUGACUCGACCCACGGUAUCUUCAACGGCACCAUCGCCGUCGAGGGCAACGACCUCAUUGUCAACGGCAAGAGGGUCAAGUUCUACACUGAGCGGGACCCCGCCAACAUUCCCUGGAGGGAAACUGGUGCCGAGUACAUCGUCGAGUCGACCGGUGUGUUCACCACCACCGAGAAGGCUAGCGCCCACCUCAAGGGCGGCGCCAAGCGCGUCAUCAUCUCUGCUCCCUCGGCCGAUGCCCCCAUGUACGUCAUGGGCGUCAACGAGAAGACCUACGACGGCAAGGCCCAGGUCAUCUCUAACGCCUCGUGCACCACCAACUGCCUGGCUCCCCUCGCCAAGGUCAUCCACGACAAGUUCGGCCUCGUUGAGGGUCUCAUGACCACCGUCCACUCCUACACUGCCACCCAGAAGACCGUCGAUGGUCCCUCUGCCAAGGACUGGCGUGGUGGCCGUGGUGCUGCUCAGAACAUCAUCCCCAGCAGCACUGGCGCCGCCAAGGCCGUCGGCAAGGUCAUCCCUGAGCUCAACGGCAAGCUCACCGGCAUGUCCCUCCGUGUCCCCACCCCCAACGUUUCCGUUGUCGACCUCACCUGCCGCCUCGAGAAGGAGGCUACCUACGACGACAUCAAGGCCGCCAUCAAGGAGGCCGCCGCCGGCCCCCUCAAGGGCAUCCUCGACUACACUGAGGACGACAUCGUCUCGAGCGAUCUGAUUGGCAACCCCGCCUCGUCCAUCUUCGACGCCAAGGCCGGUAUCUCGCUCAACAAGAACUUCGUCAAGCUUGUCAGCUGGUACGACAACGAGUGGGGCUACUCCCGCCGUGUCCUGGACCUCCUCGCCUACGUCGCCAAGGUCGAUGCCGGCAACUAGAUCGGUCGGCCCCCCCCUCCCCGGGCUGUAGUUGGGAGCCGAGAGGCUCUCGUUUCCUAGUACUUGCUUAGUCUUGGAAUGGGAAGCAUACGAUGAGGUAGCCAGAUAACAAAAUUGA
Thermothelomyces thermophilus ATCC 42464 is the source of this 1487-nucleotide messenger RNA. RefSeq lists its product as uncharacterized. The transcript has 5 exons. Lineage: Eukaryota; Fungi; Ascomycota; Sordariomycetes; Sordariales; Chaetomiaceae. Gene Ontology annotation, molecular function: NAD binding; oxidoreductase activity, acting on the aldehyde or oxo group of donors, NAD or NADP as acceptor; NADP binding. Gene Ontology annotation, biological process: glucose metabolic process. Bases 356 to 1369 code for a protein of 337 amino acids. The record is from RefSeq and is a predicted model, not a curated record.